Molecule: messenger RNA, 3467 nt
Organism: Ixodes scapularis (black-legged tick)
Lineage: Eukaryota; Metazoa; Arthropoda; Arachnida; Ixodida; Ixodidae
Exons: 2
Coding region: 291-3467 (1058 amino acids)
Molecular function (GO): nucleic acid binding; zinc ion binding
Source: RefSeq, a predicted model, not a curated record
GGAAGCCAAGCCAAGCAAAAGACACUGGACUGUCGAGAAAGCCAAGCCGAGCUAAAGCCACAGACAGAGAUCCAGCAAUGGCGUAGCCAGUGUAGCAACAUGUAAUCCGCUCACUAAUCGAAUCAAUAAACAUCGUUUUCUGACAUGGUGACAGAAGCGGGAUCUACCAAGAAGAAGAAAGAAGAACCUCAGCAGAAACGAUACAGCCACUGAUUCGAGCGACGGAGCGAAGAAGACGCCGUUAAAACAAUACAAACAAGCCGACGCACGUGAGCGCCGAUUCCGAAACUAUGGAAGGUGGUCUAAAGACGCCGAGGCCUCUUGAUCUGUCGUCGCAGUCGCCAGACGUUUGGGACGACUGGCUUCAGAGCUACGAAUGGUACGCAACAGCGAUCCAGUUACAGAAGAAACCUCCCGAAGUUCAAGUAGCGAACUUCAUGACUGUCAUCGGCCCAGACGCACAGAACGUGUUCCGAACGCUCCCACUGAGCGAAGACGACAAGAAAAACCUGGACAUCGUAAAGCAACGGUUCAAAGAGCACUUCCACCCGAAGGUCAACCCCACCUACGAACGGUACAGGUUCAAUCAAAUGAAGCAGAAAGAGGGCGAGACUUUCAACGAGUUUCUGACGGCCGCAAGGCUACAAGCAAAGAAAUGCAAGUUCGGUGAGCUGACUGAUGAACUACUACGCGAUCGCAUUAUCGUUGGCAUCACCAAUGACGAUGUCAGAGAAAGACUGCUAAGCGACCCGACUGUCGACCUGCAGAAAGCCGUGAAUCUCUGCAAAGCGAGCGAACAGGCGUCACAGCAGCUCAAAGAAAUCGUAAACAAAGAAACGAGGACCGUCGACGCCGUCACGAAGAAGACAAAGCAGCUACCGAGAAAGAAGACUGUCGCGGAGACAAAAGAGCAAGCGCCAACGAAUUCGGGAAUGGCAAGAAAAGCAUGCAGCUUCUGUGGAGGAUUUCACAGACCAAAAGAAUGUCCAGCGUAUGGCAAGACGUGUAACAAGUGCCAAAAGAAAGGACACUUUGCUGCAGUGUGCCGAUCAAGCAGAAGUAUGGUGCAACACAAGGUCCAUGCCAUCGACAACCACGAAGACCCUGAAGAAGAAAUGUAUGUGUCGGAGCUGAGAACCAAGACAAGCAAGACGGUGUGGCAAGAAGAGAUCCAGUUCAAGUGUGGAACUAAAGUUGUCAUGAAACUGGACACAGGAGCGCAAUGCAACGUCCUCCCAAACAAGAACGUCCAAGCCAUGAGACUACAAGUGUUUCCUUCGCCAGUCAAAAGAAUCGCAACAUACAGCAAUCACAAGAUGCAAGUGAUCGGUGAGGUGAGAGAAGCAUGCACUGUCCGUGAUGAGCCGGCGAAACUGAAGUUUUUCGUCGUGAACUCUGACGUGACACCAGUUCUGGGUCAGAACGCAUGCGAGCUCCUCAACCUCGUGAAGAGAGUGCACACAGUCCAAGCAACGCAAGAAGAUGACGAAAUAUUUCAAGGCAUCGGUUGCAUCAAGAACUUUGUCUAUGAUGCCGAUGUCAAAGAGGAAGCAAGCAAGAAGCUGGAAAACAAGCCACCAAGAAGGGUCCCAUAUGCACUUAUGGAUGAAGUCAAGCAAGAGCUCACGAGCAUGGAACAGAAAGGAAUCGUCGAAAAAAUCACAGAACCAACUCCAUUCUGCAGUGAAAUGGUUGUUGUGAAGCAGCGAGGAAAGAUCAGGAUCUGCAUCGAUCCAGUGGAACUGAACAAAGUUCUUAUAAGACGAAACUAUCCUCUCAAGACUUUGGAAGAAAUUGUUGCGCAUGUCAGAGGAUCCAAGCGGUUCACUCUGCUAGACCUCAAGAAAGGAUUUUGGCAAAUGCAAGUGUCAGAGCGCACCAAAAAGUAUCUAGCCUUCAGCACUCCGUGGGGCAGGUACUGCUUUAAGAGAGUUCCAUUUGGCAUAGCCACAGCACCGGAAGUUUUUCAACAAGUCAUCAGCAGAAUCCUGGAAGGGAUUCCGAACGCCGUCAACUCCAUGGACGACAUCCUGGUGUAUGCCGAAACAAGCGAACAGCUGCAAGAAACUACAAAGAAGGUCAUGGAUGCUCUGAAAGAAGCUGGCACUAAACUCAACAAAGACAAGUGUGUCUUUGACAAGCCUGCAGUCAAGUUUCUUGGUCACGAAAUCACUGCAGAAGGACUCAAGAUCGACCAAGAAAAGGUAGCCGCCAUCGACCAGUUAAAUGAACCAAAGAACAAGACCGAGCUACAGAGACUGCUAGGGAUGAUCCAGUAUCUCCAGAAGUUCGUGCCCAACCUUGCGGACAAGACUGCACCACUGAGAAAGCUCAUCACCAAGGACACUGAGUACCUGUGGACAGAGGAACAGAGCAAGGCACUGACCGAAAUCAAGCAAGCGCUGAAGAGUGCACCAACACUCGCAUACUACAACGUUAAUGGUGCUAUGACCCUUUCAGUGGACGCAAGCUCAAAAGCCCUAGGAGCUGUUCUCCUACAAGAAGGAAAGCCUGUUGCCUACGCCUCAGCAGCAAUGACGGAAGCACAACAGAACUACCCUCAGAUCGAGAAGGAGGCACUAGCGAUCCGAUACGGCUGCCGGAAAUUUCACCAAUAUAUCUAUGGAAGACCUCUAACCAUCGAGACUGACCACAAGCCGAUCGAGAGCAUCGCAAAGAAGCCGCUGAGCAAAGCCCCUCCUCGACUACAAAGACUUCUCUUUGACGUACAGCAGUGCGCACCAGCAAUCGUCUACAAGAAAGGAACAGAACUCGUGAUCGCAGAUCUACUGAGCAGAGACUGCAUCAAGAACGAGUCGGCAGGUGCAUAUACAGAUGACAUACAAGUGAUGGCAAUUGUACCCAUGUCACCUGAAACAAUGGAAGAACUAAAGAGGGACAUUGCCCAAGACAAAGAAAUCCAAGAAGUGAUCCAAGCCACGAAAGAAGGAUGGCCAAGCACCACAAGAGGGCUCAGUGACCCAAUGAAGCUGUAUUGGUCAUUUAGGGAUGAACUUGCUGUGUAUGAAGACAUGUUGUUCAGAAGCGAUCGGAUAGUCAUUCCGAAAACUUGGAGAAACAGACUGCUCGUCCUGAUCCACGCGGGACAUCUAGGCAUAAACAGUUGUCUAAAGAGAGCCCGCGAGACUGUAUACUGGCCAGGGCUAACGACAGACAUCAAAUGCUACGUGGAAAGAUGUGCCACAUGCCAAGCAACUGACAAGAAACCAGCGAGAGAGCCACUUCAUCUCAAAGAAAUACCAGACCUCCCGUGGGAAAGAGUAGCAUCAGAUCUCUUCAACUUCGAAGGAAAGUCCUACGUUGUCAUUGUCGACAGCUACUCUGGAUACCCGCCGCCUCGGUGGCUCCGAGAAACACGCCAAGGAGUGAAGAACUGGGUUCACCUGCACAAAGACUGUACAGCAGGAGGACAAGAACUCCAGUUCCCACACACAACAAGCUACUAA